AACACAGGUGGGCUCGAGGGGGCGGUGGUGGACUGUCUGCGAUUAUUUAGAAAUAUGUACGCUUGGAUGAAGUUAAGUAAUGAUUCAUCUCGCAGGUUCAAACGUUAAACUGUGCUUUAGAAAAACAGCGUCGGUUCAACACAACCGCAGCUCGACAGGUGACCUUUGGUUGUCGUCGCUGUGUCGGCGCGAGAGACCCGGAGAGGAGCGGUUUAAGAAACGUUAGCUUAGUAACGGUAGCCACCAGGAAGAAGUGUCACCGCUUGCGCCAGCUCUCUCUUAGUAAACAGGGACGAGGAGAGCCAGUCUGUGGUCAUGGCUUCCCUCGGUAACUCGGGGGCCGUUUCCAGUCCCGUGGUGAUCCUGGCGCCGAAGACUAAAACGAAAAAGAAGCACUUCGUACAGCAGAAGGUGAAGGUGUUUCGAGCCAGCGACCCGGUCCUGAGCGUCUUCAUGUGGGGCGUCAAUCACUCGAUCAAUGAUCUCAACCAGGUGCCUGUUCCUGUCAUGCUGCUGCCUGAUGACUUCAAAGCCAACACCAAGAUUAAAGUCAACAACCACCUCUUCAACAAAGAAAAUCUUCCAGGACAUUUCAAGUUUAAAGAAUACUGUCCUCAGGUCUUCCGAAAUCUAAGGGAACGGUUUGGUAUUGAGGAUCUGGACUAUCAGGUUUCGUUGACCCGCAGCCCCCCAAUGAGGAGUGUGGACGACCAGGGAGAGGGUCUGCUCCUCAACUCGUACGACCGUACGCUGGUCAUCAAGCAAAUCUCCAGUGAAGAUGUUGCAGACAUGCACAACAUCCUGUCUGAGUAUCACCAGCACAUAGUGAAGUGUCACGGUAGCACCCUGCUGCCGCAGUUCCUCGGUAUGUAUCGUGUGAGCGUGGACAAUGAGGAGACCUACCUGAUUGUCAUGAGGAACAUGUUCAGCCACAGACUGGUUGUACACAGGAAGUACGACCUGAAGGGAUCUCUGGUGGCUCGUGAAGCAAGUGACAAAGAAAAGGGAAAAGAGCUUCCAACCUUCAAGGACAUGGACUUCAGGAACAACAUGCAGAAGGUGUAUGUAACCGAGGAGCAGAAGGAGAAGCUCAUGGAGAAACUCAACAGAGACGUGGAGUUUCUGGUGAAGCUGAAGAUCAUGGACUACAGCCUGCUGCUCGGUAUCCACGAUGUGGUUCGAGCUGAACGGGAGGAGGAGGAGGGCGAGGAGGUUUCCAACGAGGAAGAACCGGAGGCAGAGAACGGCCUGGCGCCAGGCACUAUGGUGGGCUCAUACGGCACCUCUCCAGAGGGAAUUGCGGGUUACAUGUCUGUCUGUAAACCUCUGGGGCCCGGGGAGUUCGACCCCUAUGUGGAUGUGUAUGCAGUCGGGAGCUGCACAGGAGCCCCUCAGAGGGAGGUCUAUUUCAUGGGCCUCAUUGACGUACUUACUCAGUACGACACCAAGAAGAAAGCAGCUCAUGCAGCAAAAACUGUCAAGCACGGGGCUGGUGCUGAAAUCUCCACAGUCCACCCCGAGCAGUAUGCCAAACGAUUUCGGGACUUCAUCUCAAACAUUUUUGCGUAACACUCAACUAUGAACACUGCCAUAAGUCAAUCCAACUGAGAGCUAAAACUAUAUUUUUACCUUUUGACCAAAAAUAGUAUGCACAUGCAGAUCAUUGUUUAAAAUGUGGUGAUCUACUUACUUUUUGCUACUACUUAGUUUGUAGCAAUAUAAUGUACUACUUCUGAUGCAUAUAUUUAUUUUUAAGAUAUAAGAUUCAUUUCUUUUAGAUAUUAAGCACUCUUAAUAGAAUAACUCUGGAGUAGAAGGGUACACGGAAACAAAUUGCUGAUGAUAAGUGUUCAAAGUGUUGGGCCACUUUAGUGCGAGAUCAAAUAUAUAUACUGUUUUUCAGUCGCUAUUGUCUGGUUCCCCAGGCAGAAACUUUAGAUGAGAAAAUUCAUACCACUCUCAUGUGUCUGUUAAAGGCACCUUGUGAAAUUUUUUAACCCCUAGCAGCACUAUGGCGUAUUUUCUUUUUGAAAGAGUGGUUUGUCUUGUGCAUUAAGACUUAAGACACUCGUGACACGAUACACAGUCCUGCCAAUGGUGUCACACUACUCCACUGAUCUGCAGGUGGCGGUAACAUGCUAAGAUGUGCAGCAAUGGACCAGCAGAGACAGUGAAGAAGACUGCACGCUAAUAAAAUGAAUAUAAACAUUGCUGGAUUUGAAAUAUGUAGUAUAGAUCAUACGGAAAUGUAUUGAACACAUUUAUUAGAGUUCAAGAAUGUCCUCCAAACUUUUGUUUGUGUGUAAUAAAACUCCACAGAGCUUCAAAAAAUAUGAAGCUAUAGGAGGGCCAGGAGAUGGUUAGCAUAGGCUAGCAUAAAUACUGGAAACUGCUAACCUGGCUCUGUCUAAAGGCAACAAAAUCUACCUGCCAGCACCUCUGAAGAUGACAAUUUGAGGUUUAAUGAGAGGAUGUGUUAUUUUUUUGUGUGGAUUAAACUAAUCAGAUAUAAUGUGAGCUUUGGAGGUGGUGGUAGGUAGAUUUCAUUACCUUUGGACAGAGCCAGGCUAGCUGUUUCCCCCUGUUUCCAGUCUUUAUUCUAAGCUAAGCUAACCGGCUGUAGCCUUAUAGUGGUAUUGAUCUCCUCAUCUAACUAAAGAAAGCGAAUAAGUGUAGUUCCCAAACUGUCAAAGUAUUCCUUAAAUCCUAGAAAAGUCUUUAAUGGAGAAAGGUGUGAAAAAACAUAAUGGAAGUCUAAACUCUACACUUGUUAUUAUUUAUCUAGAGAUGCAGCCAUUUGAAUGUUUAGAGUGCCAAAUGUGUGGGAUCAAAGCUUUAUCCUAGCAGGAUUUGCACUUUGCAUAAAAUUAAAUUAACUGUGACAGAGCAGUUAUAUAAAACAUACUUUGAAUGGAUCAAAUACUGUUUGCCACCAAAGUCUACUAAAUUUAAAAGAACAUGAACAAAUCAGCCAUGUCAAUUGAAUUGGUAAAUGUGUGGUAUUUAAAUAAAAAGCACAUCGUAAUAUUUAGCCUGUAAACAUUUUUGGCAGCCCGGCAUCCGUUAGCUGCCACAGCCAGUAAAGGGAAUGUGUGGUGGCUGACCUUGGAGCGUUUCCUUUACCCACAGAGCUGGGCCAGCGUCAAUGAAGUGACGCGUCCAAAUCUUAGGAUUAAAUCUAUCUUUUUAAUGAAAAAAAUUCACUUGUAGACGUGUUAUUCGACAUCAAACACUUCCUGAAAAUGAACCCAUCCAUCAUUAUUACUCCUCCUUUAACAUGGUGUAGUGUUUUGUGCAUUAAAAUGGCAAAUGUGUGCUAUGUGAAUCUUUGUGCUAGGAUAAGGUUUAGAACAAUAAUAUAGCAAUAGAACUAGGAACUCUUUUUUUCAGUGUAUUGUAGUAACAUUUGGGAUUUAGUGAUAACCAGGGUACUGUAUAAAACAUUGACAAUAUCACUACAUUUCAGUAGCUUAUGCAGUUAGCCUUAACACAUAUGAUACAUAUGAUGAUGCAUUCCUAAACACUGGCAAGGCAGCGUAGACUCUGUAUGAUGCCUCAUCUACCUGAUGAUUGCACAUGUUGUAUUUUUGCAAAUCAGCUUUUGGACCAAAAUAUAUUUUACAAAGAA
Molecule: messenger RNA, 3628 nt
Organism: Micropterus dolomieu (smallmouth bass)
Lineage: Eukaryota; Metazoa; Chordata; Actinopteri; Centrarchiformes; Centrarchidae
Gene: pip4k2ca
Product: phosphatidylinositol-5-phosphate 4-kinase, type II, gamma a
Exons: 10
Coding region: 316-1569 (417 amino acids)
Biological process (GO): phosphatidylinositol metabolic process
Molecular function (GO): phosphatidylinositol kinase activity
Source: RefSeq, a predicted model, not a curated record